AUGAAGCUGGUCGUUACACAUCUCCUCAUCACGAUGGGGGUAGUCGCGGGUGUUCCCGUUCCCGAAGCGCCGGGUAUUCCUACUCCUUCUGCCGCUCGUUCUCAAUUGAACGGCCUCAAGGUCGCGUCUUCAGGGAGCAGCGAUGGCUACACACGCGCAAAGUUUCCUCACUGGGAGCCCAUCGACGGGAAAUGUGACGCGCGAGAAUUCGCUUUAAAACGAGAUGGCACCAACGUGCAAACAAAGUCUGACUGCAGUGUUACAUCUGGACGUUGGCAAAGCCCCUACGACGGCGCGACAUGGACGAAUCCUCUGGAUCUCGACAUUGACCAUAUGGUACCGCUAAAGGAUGCCUGGGUGUCUGGUGCGUCGUCAUGGACUACCACCCAACGAAAGAACUUUGCCAAUGACGUCACACGCCCUCAGCUCUGGACAGUCACCAAUACAAUCAACCGAUCCAAGGGUGAUCGUAGUCCGGAUAGCUGGAAGCCGCCUUUGAAGACUUUUCAUUGUAAAUACGCGGAAAGUUGGGUGCAAGUGAAAAGCUACUACAGUCUAACAGUGACAAUGGCGGAAAAAGCAGCGCUGUCACAGAUGCUAGAUACAUGCGCUGGGACCCCCUCAAACGCGAACUUAAACCAAUUACAGCGUGUACCAUAUUUUGGGGCAAUCCUUAUGGCGGCUAUUGUUGGACUGAUGUGA
Molecule: messenger RNA, 702 nt
Organism: [Torrubiella] hemipterigena
Lineage: Eukaryota; Fungi; Ascomycota; Sordariomycetes; Hypocreales; Clavicipitaceae
Source: the annotation of a GenBank genome assembly